AUGAAUGAUGCUAAGGUUCUGGAUAUUCAGUUUCGAACGACUACACAUGAUUGGUACAGUCAUUUCCUUGAUAGAACGAUGCGUAUCGAAUAUAUCAAUCUACUGGAUGGUACCAAGAAUUCUGGUGGAUUAUAUCCAUAUAGAUUCAGCAAAACCGUGCAUAUCGGAGAGGAAUCGUUCAGCAUCAAUUAUUAUUUCGAGGACAGGAGGCCAUCACAAGAUGUAUUUACUAAAAAUAUUCUCAAGGAAGAUCCGAAACUUUCCCAUCGAAGCAGCCCAUACGUUCAAUGGGGCCCUCCACCUCUUGUACCUCAAAUUUCUGGAGCCUACGACUGUGAAGAGGGGCUUACAAUGGCUCCUGACUCCAGCAAGAAGGUCUAUGGUGUAAUCUUGCGAGACUUCGAGAACGUGAAAGAUAAGGGCGAGCUUUCAUUUGAGAACGAGCUACCAUUAUGUCAAGGAGUAUCAGGGGUCAACAAAGCAGGAAAUCAAAUGUAUAUUAUCGCUCUUAUCUAA
Molecule: messenger RNA, 516 nt
Organism: Botrytis fragariae
Lineage: Eukaryota; Fungi; Ascomycota; Leotiomycetes; Helotiales; Sclerotiniaceae
Exons: 2
Coding region: 1-516 (171 amino acids)
Source: RefSeq, a predicted model, not a curated record